Molecule: messenger RNA, 1035 nt
Organism: Cyclopterus lumpus (lumpfish)
Lineage: Eukaryota; Metazoa; Chordata; Actinopteri; Perciformes; Cyclopteridae
Product: homeobox protein Hox-A2b-like
Exons: 2
Coding region: 1-1035 (344 amino acids)
Biological process (GO): regulation of DNA-templated transcription
Molecular function (GO): DNA binding; DNA-binding transcription factor activity, RNA polymerase II-specific
Source: RefSeq, a predicted model, not a curated record
AUGAAUUACGAAUUUGGGCGAGAAAGUGGUUUUAUCAACAGCCAGCCGUCGCUCGCAGAGUGCCUGACAUCACUCGCCAACCCUGUCGGUGAUGCAUUUCAAAGUUCAUCAAUCAAGAGCUCGGAGCUUUCACAGGCGACACUGAUUCCUCCUCCUUUCGAGCAGACCAUCCCCGGCCUGAACCCGGGCAUCCACUCACGCCACAGCCGCUCAAAGCUUCCGCUGGAAGCUGCAUCCUUGCCCCCGGAGUACCCGUGGAUGAAGGAGAAGAAAAGCAUCAAGAGAAAUCAGACUGCUGCUGCUGCUGCUGCUGCUGCGACGGCUGACUCCUCGCCUAUUUGUGUAGGUUCUCCAGAGGUGCCAGAGGUUCCUGUUGGCGGUGGAGGGGCAUCCCGGAGGUUGAGGACGGCGUACACCAACACCCAACUUCUGGAGCUGGAGAAGGAGUUUCAUUUUAACAAAUACCUGUGCAGACCGAGGCGAGUGGAAAUAGCUUGUCUGCUGGAUUUAACAGAGAAGCAGGUGAAAGUGUGGUUUCAGAACAGGAGGAUGAAGCACAAGCGGCAGACCCACUGCAAGGAGAACCGGGACAGUGAGGGGAAAUACACGUGUCUGGACGACGGGCCGGAGGAUGAGUUUGAGCAUGCGGCGGACAGCAGCGCGGCCGGGACGCUCCUGGAGAGGGACAGCUACUUCCACCAAAAUACCUUAACUUCACAACAGUGUCACAACUGCCACAAUGGAGAGAACCAAAGCCCGACGGUUACGCCUUUGAACAGCAAUGAGAAAAAUCUGAAACAUUUCCCCAACCCGGCACCCACUGUUCCCAUCUGCGUGUCAACAAUAGGCCCGGACAAUGAUCAUUCCCCGGGCCUGGACGUGUCUUUGCAGGAUUUCCACGUUUUCUCUUCCUCCUCCUCUUUCUCACCAAGUUGGUCAGAUUCGGCACAAAGUCCCCUGUCGUUAUCAUCCGAAACAUUUGACCUCUUCUCAGAAACACUCACAACAAUCGACCUGCAAAACUUGAGCUACUGA